This is a messenger RNA of Bactrocera tryoni, 559 nucleotides long. RefSeq lists its product as uncharacterized. The record is from RefSeq and is a predicted model, not a curated record. The coding region runs from base 116 to 559 and encodes 147 amino acids. NCBI's taxonomy places the organism in Eukaryota, Metazoa, Arthropoda, Insecta, Diptera, Tephritidae. The transcript has 3 exons.
GGGCAACUCUCACAGCGUAAUUGAACGCCUACGGAGGAGCAUGUAAACCGUUGAGCAGUGGAAAAAGUGCUGGGCAGACUGAAAGUCAGGCGUAAAGAAGCAGCAGGCCGCAAUUAUGCGUUUCCAGAACGCUACUGGGCAUCGUCCUGCCUCUGAAAGUCCAGCGCCGCUAGAUGGUAUGGACCUUGAAGUGCUAGACUUUUACCCAACUGCACUUGUUGAUGGCGAUGGCGUUACUAAGGACUCGGGGUUUCAAGAGAUGAAUGAUAGUGCAGAUGAAGAAUUGCAGAAAUCACUUGAUGACGUGUUGGAUACACCUCAAAAAACCUCAAAUGCUGCACUGCCAUCAACCAAACCCAAUACAGUGCCAUCGCCCACACCAGACAGAAUGCGACAGACUGCCACUUUCUUCAGUUCAUUUGAACAAGUGAAAACCACUCUUGCUGAGCAGGAACGCAAGCGACAGGAGGAAUUUGACCAGUUGCUGUCCGUGGCGAAAGACAUCCGCGCCUCCGUGCAAUCCAUGGCCGCUUCGCUUAAACAAUUAUGCGAAAAAUAA